Botrytis fragariae is the source of this 1161-nucleotide messenger RNA. RefSeq lists its product as uncharacterized. The coding region runs from base 1 to 1161 and encodes 386 amino acids. Lineage: Eukaryota; Fungi; Ascomycota; Leotiomycetes; Helotiales; Sclerotiniaceae. The record is from RefSeq and is a predicted model, not a curated record. The transcript is spliced from 4 exons.
AUGACAGAUCACACGCCAGGUUCUAACUCCUCUUAUCACAAAGAACCUAGAGAAAUGAAGCUUGAAUACAAGACUGAGAAAGACUUAGAUUCUUCGAGUCAUCCAAAAGAGGAAGUAAAAGAAGAAUAUAGUAUCUCCAAUGGACCUCGCAAGAGUAACACUUUGUACUUAAUCAUAAGUUCAACAAGUGACACCUCUCAUAGAGAUUCCCAAGAACUCAGAGAUGAUGCACAGAGAUCAAAGCGGGCAGUACCCCUUUUGAUUGAAAGAUCCAGACUGCCAGCAGAAAGAAACUCAAUGAUCUGGGAGCAGGCUCCCCUAGAACCAAAAGUUGUGCGCAUCGGUAUUGUGCCAACAGAGCGCACAAUAGGGCACUGGCAAUACUGCUAUGAUGAUCUUAUUCAAAUCGAUGAAGAAUCGAUGCUCCUCAAACGAAAUCACAUUCUCAAAACCCCUUCAUCAUUACAAGUACACGGUGUAUUUUGGGAACAGAAGCGCCCGUGUGGAGAAGCCGAGGAUGGAUAUGUUUCAAUCAACCGCAUAUAUGUCAAGUGGGAGAUCGAUACCGUAUGGUUGGAUUAUAACCUCUCCGUCGCGUGGCGUGAUAAUGAAAUGGAUCCAAGCGACAUACUAAUCACACGAAUGCCGGCAUACGAAAAAGUUCGUCGUCUUGCAAUACCAGCAGAAUUUAUCGAAUGGCCUUGUGAUAUGCGAGCAUCGGAUACAGGUUUAGCAAUUGCAGAUUUACCAGAUCUAGAGGACUUGGCUUUGCUGGUUCCUACGAAAGAGACAGUAUGGAGCGACUCAAUUCUCGUCCCAACGGUACCAAACACGACAUCCUUUAGCUAUCUCGAUAAAUUCGACUGUGAAUCAUUUGGUUCGGGUUUCGAGUUUUUUAUUGAUGAAGAUGAAUACGAAAUUAUUUUUGAGAAUUUCGAUAUGACGGGAUAUAUACGUGAUAUUUACACCUGGGAAUGGCCAGAUGCUCAAUACAUGAAAGUAAGCACAAUUGAGAGGGAGAAAGUCAAAGUUAACGCUAAGGCUCUGCUUGGGGUUCUGUCAGCGGAGGUUUAUGAAGUAGAUGAUGAAGACACAAACGGAAGACGCCGUGGUGUCAACAAUUUUUGGGAUGUUAUGAUACUUUCGCGAAAUUUGCGGUAG